CCGCUGAUUGGACCAAACUGGGAAAACGAGCCGGAAAGGCAGAAAGAGGGAGAAGGAGAAGCUGUGGCGGCGGCGUUCGCGUCUUGAUUCUUUCCCCGAGAGGCCUGUGAGGUGGAAAGGGAGCCAGGAUGGUGCUGGAGAGCACGAUGGUCUGUGUCGACAACAGUGAGUACAUGAGGAAUGGGGACUUCCUACCGACUCGCCUCCAGGCCCAGCAAGACGCGGUCAACAUCGUCUGCCAUUCGAAGACCCGCAGCAACCCUGAGAACAACGUGGGCCUCAUCACUCUCGCCAAUAACUGCGAGGUCCUGACUACCCUCACUCCGGACACGGGCCGGAUCCUGUCCAAGUUGCAUUCGGUGCAGCCCAAAGGGAAGAUCACAUUCUGCACCGGCAUCCGAGUCGCUCACCUGGCUUUGAAACACCGCCAAGGCAAGAACCACAAAAUGCGGAUCAUCGCCUUUGUAGGAAGCCCUGUGGAGGACAAUGAGAAAGAUCUGGUGAAAAUGGCCAAGCGGCUGAAAAAGGAGAAGGUCAAUGUGGACAUCAUCAACUUUGGGGAAGAGGAAGCCAACACGGACAAGCUGACUGCCUUCAUCAACACCCUGAACGGCAAGGACGGCACCGGCUCCCACCUGGUGACGGUGCCCCCGGGGCCCAGCCUGGCCGAUGCCCUCAUCAGCUCCCCGAUCCUGGCCGGAGAAGGGGGAGCCAUGCUGGGGUUGGGGGCCAGCGACUUCGAGUUCGGGGUGGACCCCAGUGCCGAUCCGGAACUGGCUUUGGCGCUGCGGGUGUCGAUGGAGGAGCAACGGCAGAGGCAGGAGGAGGAGGCCCGCCGAGCCGCUGCAGCGUCGGCGGCCGAAGCAGGGAUUCCAGCCACCGGAGGCGAUGAUUCAGACGACACUCUGCUCAAGAUGACCAUCGGUCAGCAGGAGUUUGGCCGCGCCGGCCUGCCGGACCUCAGCACCAUGACUGAAGAGGAGCAGAUUGCCUAUGCGAUGCAGAUGUCUCUUCAAGGAGCCGAAUUUGGGCAAGGCGAGGCGGCUGAGGUGGACAGCAGUGCAGACAUGGAUACGUCAGAACCCGCCAAGGAGGAAGACGAUUACGACGUGAUGCAGGACCCCGAGUUCCUCCAGAGCGUCCUGGAGAACCUUCCCGGCGUGGACCCCAACAACGAAGCCAUCCGCAACGCCAUGGGCUCCCUGGCCAGCCAGGCCUCCAAGGAGAGCAAAGACAAGAAGGAGGAGGAGAAGAAAUGAUGGCGGAGGGAAGGUGGGCCUUUGGGAGCCCUCCGGAGCGCCUCCUCUUCUCUCCCCGCUUCCUUUUUCUGCACGUCUCGGUUCUCGUAGUAGGUUUUCGGUCACCUUGCCUCCUCCCCAGGCUCGCGGUCGGUCACCGGGGUGGGUCUUUGGGCACAGGGUGUGGGGUCAAGGGUUUAGCAGGUCAUAAUAAAAAGAGCCCUUACAUUUUCCCCUCUUCUCA
This is a messenger RNA of Anolis sagrei ordinatus, 1482 nucleotides long. It is a transcript of the gene PSMD4, whose product is annotated as proteasome 26S subunit ubiquitin receptor, non-ATPase 4. Gene Ontology annotation, molecular function: polyubiquitin modification-dependent protein binding. Lineage: Eukaryota; Metazoa; Chordata; Lepidosauria; Squamata; Anolidae. The record is from RefSeq and is a predicted model, not a curated record. Gene Ontology annotation, cellular component: nucleus; cytosol; proteasome regulatory particle, base subcomplex. Gene Ontology annotation, biological process: proteasome-mediated ubiquitin-dependent protein catabolic process.